CUCUUCUACUAAUUUUGUACACUGCUGCUAAAUUGCUUUUCAAGACUUGUUUGUAUCUUGAGGAGGAUAAAUUAAGAAUGAGUGUCUAUUUUUAGUAGUGAUGGAAUAAAAAUCUCAUUUUUCCUAUUUCUGCUUCCUUUUUCUUUGGUAGUAGGUAAGCAAUUUUUAGUGGAUCUUAAUUUUUGUGGUUGCUAGCUGAAGUAAUAGUUGACUUGACUUGACCAUGAACACUCCAAUUUUCUGAUAUUUAUGCUUCACAAUUAGUGGCUCAUGUAGAUCUUGCUGUUUAAGGUCUGUUUGUUAGGGUAGAUUAUUACUCUCUUAUCCUGGAGUUAUCUGACCUAAAUUUAAUGGUUUAAAAUAGGUGUUUUUAUCAUGUUUUGCUAGUACUAUAUGAUAGGAAUGGGUGUUAAUUUGAUAUAGUAUAUGGAUAGAUAAAGAGAUGAAGAAUGUGUAAGUGCAGGUGCAUGAAUUGAGUGAAAUAUGGAAAUGGAAUCCUCAUCCUCAUCAGCAUCAUCAUGUAAAAGAGCAAAGGCCCCCCAGACAGUGGCAGCAGCUCAAUGCUUAGUAGAUGGCUGUGAUGCUGAUUUAAGGCUAUGUAGAGACUAUCACCGCCGCCACAAAGUGUGCGAGGCUCACUCGAAAACCCCUAAGGUCACCAUUGCUGGCCGGGAGCAACGCUUCUGCCAGCAAUGCAGCAGGUUCCACUCGCUGGUGGAGUUCGACGAGGGGAAAAGGAGCUGCAGGAAGCGGCUGGAUGGGCACAACAGGAGGCGGAGGAAGCCUCAGCCGCCACCGGAUCAUCACUCAUCCGCGUUGCUACAAGGAGGAGGGACGCUUGUUUCGUUCACCACGCCUCAUUCGUCGUGGGCGGGGCUUGGGCUUGGGCUCCAUCAUCAUCAUCACCAGGAGAACAUGCUCUACAAUAAUAGUAAUUCAAGCAGUCAGAUUUUGCAGAAUCACAACAACUACUACUAUAGUGGUGGUGAGAGUGAGAGAAUGAACUCAUCGGCAUUUCAUCAAACAGAUGAUGGGUAUAAGUAUGCGUGUGAUCCUGCUCUCUCUCUUCUGUCAGUUGAAGUUGAAACUCCGGCGGCUCCUCCUCCUCCGCCUCACCAGCAGCUCCACUACUGCCCUUCAACGCACCACCACCAGUCAUCAACUACUCGGACUUUCACCUGGGAUCACUAGCUCCAUUGUUGCAAUUCCUAUUUACUCUCUAUUCAUUUCUGCAUCUGUUGUCGAUAUGUGUAUCAAUUUUACUCCUCACUAUUUUGUUUCGUCGGUUUUUUAUUUAAUAUAAGCUCAUUAAACUACCUUUUAACUUC
This is a messenger RNA of Salvia hispanica, 1328 nucleotides long. NCBI's taxonomy places the organism in Eukaryota, Viridiplantae, Streptophyta, Magnoliopsida, Lamiales, Lamiaceae. The record is from RefSeq and is a predicted model, not a curated record.